This is a messenger RNA of Chenopodium quinoa (quinoa), 1849 nucleotides long. Its product is annotated as mitochondrial adenine nucleotide transporter ADNT1-like. Bases 334 to 1401 code for a protein of 355 amino acids. Lineage: Eukaryota; Viridiplantae; Streptophyta; Magnoliopsida; Caryophyllales; Amaranthaceae. The transcript has 8 exons. Gene Ontology annotation, biological process: transmembrane transport. The record is from RefSeq and is a predicted model, not a curated record.
AAAAACAAACAUCGUACAGACCGUAGUCUUUGUUACGGCACUUACCCUAGCAAGCCUUAAAAUCUUCCUCGGGGCUUACUAGCGCCGGAACCCGGCAACCGUAAAACCACUUUCUUACAUAUUCCUCCUUUCUCCAUUUUCCGCUUUCUUUACUUUUCUUCUCUCUGAAAAUCAGAAAAGGUGCAGAAACUUUCUCUCUCUUCUUUCUUCUCUCUUCCACCUGAAAACUCCAUGUUCAUUUCAUCCGCCUGAGAAAAAUUCCUCCGAUUAUCGUAUCCUAGGGUUUCAAUUUCGGAAUCAUCGUUGAUUUGCGCAGUUUAGGAGAGAGAAAAAAUGGCGUCGGAAGAUGUGAAGCAACGAGGCGAAGCUGCUGCUGUUUCGACAUUCGUCAAUUUGGCCGGAGAAGCUAAGGCUGCUACUGAAGGCGUUAAGUCUCCUCGUCAUGCUUUGCUUAGCAUUUCCAAAUCUCUCGCUGCUGGUGGAAUCGCUGGCGGAGUAUCACGAACAGCAGUUGCUCCUCUAGAACGUUUGAAAAUUUUGCUGCAGGUUCAAAAUCCUCACAGCAUCAAAUACAACGGAACAGUUCAGGGUUUAAAAUAUAUCUGGCAGACUGAAGGAUUCCGUGGGCUGUUCAAAGGCAAUGGAACUAACUGUGCUCGUAUAGUUCCAAAUUCAGCAGUCAAGUUCUUUAGCUAUGAGCAGGCAUCCAAGGGAAUUCUGUGGCUUUAUCAGCAGCAAACUGGAAAUGAGAAUGCUGAACUGACUCCUGUUUUACGUCUUGGAGCGGGAGCAUGUGCUGGAAUCAUUGCCAUGUCCGCAACUUACCCAAUGGAUAUGGUACGAGGCCGGUUGACUGUUCAGACUGCUAAAUCUCCUCAGCAGUAUAGGGGGAUAUAUCAUGCUCUCACAACUGUUCUGCGUGAAGAGGGUUUCCGGGCCUUGUACAAAGGGUGGCUCCCUUCUGUUAUUGGUGUGGUUCCAUAUGUGGGUCUCAAUUUUGCUGUAUACGAAUCUCUGAAAGACUGGCUGAUCAAAGAAAAAACAUUUGGGCUUGUUCAAGACAAUGAGUUGGGUGUAACAACGAGGCUUGCAUGUGGUGCUGUUGCUGGGACUAUUGGCCAGACUGUUGCUUAUCCUCUUGACGUGGUACGCCGAAGAAUGCAGAUGGUCGGCUGGAAAGAUGCAUCUACAGUUGUCACUGGUGAUGGGAAAAAGAUUGCACUCGAGUAUACAGGUAUGGUUGAUGCCUUCAGGAAGACAGUUCGAUACGAGGGUUUUCGAGCCUUGUACAAGGGUUUAGUUCCAAAUUCUGUAAAGGUGGUUCCAUCCAUUUCAAUUGCAUUUGUCACAUAUGAAGUUGUGAAAGAUUUACUUGGAGUGGAGAUGAGAAUUUCAGACUGAAGCGAUUGAAAGUUGGAACUUUUAAUUUCUGAAUUAGGGUUUGGGUGCUCACAGUAAAGGUAAAUUCUGAGGGAAUAAUUCUUUUGCGGUUCACGAUUAUUUUCGAAAGCCGUACUUGUGGCUGCAGAUGCUGGUAUCUGCAUCAAGUGAUCAUCUUAAUUUCCCUUUUGAUUUUGCCCUUUUUAUUUAUUUGGUAUUUCUAAUAAGAAAUAGCUUGUAAUAUCCUAGAUUUCCUAGGAGAUUGAUAAAACCCUUUUAUCAAUAAUUUUAUAGAUCGAUCUAUCUUACCGACGCUCAUUUACUGUAUUGUUGCCCAUAAUUUUUAUUUUUUGCUGAAUCAAAUAAUGGUACAAAUUGGUACUAAUGGACUUUCUCUUGUAUGAGAAACCACAUUCGGCAUUUGUAAAAUUAGUGAUUUGCGAGCUGCAUAAUAAUAAAUCAUUUGAUA